AUGGGAAUGCUUGGAAAACGAUUAAGGAAAGAUGCAACUUUGGCUAAGGUACUGAACGAUAAAAUCAACGAUUAUGUUGAGAAAGGUUAUGCACGUCGUUUAUCCACUGAGGAACUAGCAGAGAGGCAUCAGAAAAUUUGGUAUUUGCCAAUUUUUCCAAUCACCAACCCAAACAAACCUGGGAAGACGAGAUUGGUCUGGGAUGCCGCCGCCAAGGCUCACGGAAUUUCGCUUAACUCUCUGUUAUUAAAAGGACCCGAUCAAUUAACCUCUCUUUUUGCAGUACUGUUGAAGUUUCGAGAAUACAAGGUUGCGGUGUGCGGAGACAUCCGCGAAAUGUAUCACCAGGUCUUGAUCCGGAAAGAGGACCAAAACUGCCAACGCUUCUUCUGGGGUAGAGACGAGGAUACAAACCUACCAUUCACUUACGUCAUGCAAGUGAUGACAUUUGGAGCAUGCUCGUCCCCAUGUACAGCGCAAUUCAUAAAAAACCGAAACGCAGAGAAGUACAUGCACCAAUAUCCGGCUGCAGCUAAUGUCAUAAUCACCAAUCAUUACGUUGACGAUAUGUUGCUUAGCGUCGAAGGUGAAACGGAGGCAAUCGAAUUGACCAACCAGGUUAGAAUGAUUCACCGUAACGCAGGUUUCGAACUGAGGAACUUUAGAUCAAACAAGACUUCUGUAUCCGCCGCUCUGGAAGGCCGAUCUGAAUCCGUCGAAUCGAGAGAAAUCGACAUGGAUGUGGGGAGAGAAGGAAGCACCGACAAAGUACUUGGAAUGUGGUGGGACACGUCUGCCGAUUGUUUCACGUUUAAGGUGUCGCCAAGAAUGGAUCCUGCAAUCUUAUCCGGCAACCGUAUACCAACAAAGCGUGAAGUUUUGCGAACUCUCAUGCAAAUAUUCGACCCCUUGGGGUUGAUAGGCCACUUUCUAAUGUUCCUCAAAUGUUUGCUUCAGGAAAUUUGGAGAUCGUCGGUUGGAUGGGACGAUCCCAUAGGAGAUAGCGAGUUUCAAAAAUGGAAACGCUGGCUGGAAAUUCUCCCAACCAUGACUGAAGUCAAAAUCCCUCGUUGCUACCGUUCGUUCGUGCCGAUUAACACUCAAACAGACGUACAGCUUCACACUUUCGUUGAUGCUAGCGAGAACGGCAUGGCUGCUGUUGCUUAUUUAAGAUUCGAAAACAACGGAGCAGUGGAAUGCGCAUUGGUGAGCUGUAAAACUCGAGUCUCGCCUCUUAAAUUUCUUUCAAUACCUCGGUCUGAACUGCAGGCAAGCGUGAUAGGAGCUAGACUCUCAAACGCUAUUAUAGGUUCAUCUUCAAUCAAAGUGAAUAAGCGAUAUUUCUGGACAGACUCUAAAACAGUACUGUGUUGGCUAUCGUCAGACCAUCGGAAAUAUAGCCAAUAUGUUUCGCAUCGAGUUAGCGACAUCUUAGAGUCCACAGAGCUGUCUGAAUGGUGUUGGAUUCCGUCCAAAUUAAAUGUAGCUGACGAUGGCACUAAAUGGAAAGUUUACCCGGAUUUCAAUAGCAGCAGUAGGUGGUUUCGAGGCCCAGAGUUGUUAUCACGUCCGACAGCUGAAUGGCCCCUGCCGGAAAAAGCUUUCUUAUCGACGGAUAUUGAACUGCGACCUCUUGUCCUCCAUCAUCACGUUUUAUCAUCUGCCCUUAUUCCCGUGGAAAACUUUUCAUCCUGGACUGUACUUCUUCGGAAAACGGCUUACGCUCUUCGAUAUAUUUAUAACCUGCAACGAACUGCAAAACAACGACCAAUUCUUGUCGGGCCACUUGCUCGCGAAGACUUACUCAAGGGGGAGCAGUAUCUAUUUCGAUUGGCCCAAAGUUCAGCAUACUCAGCGGAAGUCGAGCUUCUCAUCAAUCAAAAAUCCCAUGGCUGGAAAAGUUGUAUUCCACGGAAAAGCCCACUGUUCAAGCUUUGUGCCUUUGUAGACGAAGAUAAGGUGUUAAGAAUUCGUGGCCGUAUAUCUUUAUGUGAGUUUGCUCAGCCAGACACGAAAAAUCCUAUUAUUCUUCCGCGCAAACAUCACAUUACUCGGCUAAUCGUUUUAAAUAUUCAUUCCGUAUAUCAUCAUCAAAACCACGAAACCGUGAUAAACGAAAUCCGCCAGCGUUAUUACAUUUCGGGCCUACGAUCAUUAUAUAAAAAUAUUCGAAAAGACUGUCAGGUGUGUAAAAACCAGCGCGCGAAACCACAGGCUCCUUUGAUGAGCGAACUACCACUCGGUCGACUAUCGGCGUACACGCGCCCUUUUUCCUAUAUGGGCAUCGACUACUUCGGACCUAUGCUGGUGGUCAAUGGUCGUAAACAAGAGAAAAGGUGGGGCGUGUUAGCCACCUGCCUCACUAUAAGGGCUGUACAUUUACUAGUGGUACAUUCGUUAACGACAAGUUCGUGCAUAAUGGCCAUACGCAACAUCAUGAGUAGAAGAGGAAUUCCUAUUUGCAUCUAUAGUGAUCGAGGCACAAACUUCAUUGGAGCGGAUAGGGAACUCAAAUCGGUUCUCAAAGACGUAAAUCAGAACAGAUUAAUGGAAGAAUUUACUUCGCCAGAUACACAAUGGAGCUUUAACCCACCGGCGUACCCUCACAUGGGAGGGGCAUGGGAAAGGCUCAUCCGUUCAGUAAAACAGAACAUGGCUAAACUGAACCCUAACCAUCGUCCAAACGAUGAAAUUCUUGAGAAUAUGUUGGUAGAGAUUGAGAAUAUAGUUAACUCGCGACCACUUACACAUGUGCCUAUUGAAGACAGCACUUCUUUGGUGUUAACCCCUAAUCACUUUCUAGUGGGUUCGUCUAACGGUUUGAAAUCAUGGGUCCCUUUCGAUGAUAGUUCCACUGCAGUCCGUAGAUCGUGGCAGCUGUCACAGACGAUGGCAAACGUAUUCUGGAGACAUUGGGUCCACGAUUAG
This is a messenger RNA of Uranotaenia lowii, 2928 nucleotides long. RefSeq lists its product as uncharacterized. Bases 1 to 2928 code for a protein of 975 amino acids. The record is from RefSeq and is a predicted model, not a curated record. Lineage: Eukaryota; Metazoa; Arthropoda; Insecta; Diptera; Culicidae. Gene Ontology annotation, molecular function: nucleic acid binding. Gene Ontology annotation, biological process: DNA integration. The transcript has a single exon.